UCAAUUUUUUUUUGCAUUUUCAGGCGGUAAACAACAGUCUGGCAAAAGUAUGACCUCGCCAAAGAAGGUGACACCUUACGCUGUCAUCUUUGUCCUCCGCGUUGUCGAGGUUUGUACGCAAAGUGCGACCGUUCCUCUCGUCUCACCACCCCUCCCUUCCCGACCGUUUCUCGCCGUGUGGAACGUGCCUUCUGAGAAAUGUGGGUCGGACUUUGGGGUGGACCUCAGCCUAGACUCCUACAACAUCGUGUCCAACCCUGACCAGAAGUGGAAUGGUACAUACAUGACCAUCUUCUAUUCACAACAAAUGGGACUUUAUCCUUACUACGACGAUGACAACAUGCCCAUCAAUGGAGGAAUACCACAGGUUGUGAACAUGACCGCCCAUCUGGCCAAGGCUGCUGAGGACAUCAGGACACUGAUCUCUGACCCAGAUUACAGGGGACUGGCCGUUAUUGACUGGGAGGGAUGGAAGCCUGUCUGGAACAGAAACUGGGAUACCAAGGCAAUCUACAAGAAUGCAUCCCGUUCACUAGUGGAAAAACAUCAUCCUGAUUGGCGUAAAGAAAAGAUUGAGGCUGCUGCAAAAGCAGAGUUUGAGGCCGCAGGCCGGACCAUGUUCACAGAAACCAUCCUUCUGGCACGAAAGCUGCGUCCCAAAGCACACUGGGGGUACUACCUCUUCCCUGACUGCUACAACUAUAAGAAAAGUACUUACAAUGGAACAGCAGCAUAUAGCUGUCCACAAAUAGAGCUAGAACGGAACAACCAGAUCCAGUGGCUGUUCCAGGACAGCACAGCCUUAUAUCCGUCCAUCUACCUCAGCAGUCGAUUUGAGCAGACUGAAGACUCGCGAUGGUUUGUGUACUUCCGCAUGAAGGAAGCAUUCCGUAUGAGGGCAUCACGGAAGGAACAAAGCAUUCCUGUUUUUGCAUACACCAGGUUUGUGUAUGAGGAGACAAGGGAAUACCUAACAAAGAGGGACAUGAUGCACACAAUGGGCCAGGCUGCAGACAUGGGAGCUGAUGGGAUAGUGAUCUGGGGGGAUUAUAAAAAUGGAGGAACAAAGGAAGCAUGCCUUGAACUUCAGAGCUACCUCCGGACCAUGCUCGGUCCCUACAUCCUCAACAUCACCACUGCAGCAGCGAGAUGCAGUCAACAGCACUGUAGCGGACAUGGAAGGUGUGUCCUAACAACGGGGAGCCAUGGCAACCAUGACAUAAACAGAGUCAUGGAAACAAAGGAAAAAUUUAUCAAACAUACUGUUGACAGUUCUUCCUUUGGAAAAUUGAUUGAAAAAGAUGACUUACAAAGAGUUAGUAAUCAUGUGAGCAGUGCUAAGUUUGCCAGUUUUUAUGAGGUUUCCAUGUGUAGAUGUUACCCAGGCUGGACCGGGGAAACCUGCAAUCACAAAGGUUAAACAGCAUCAAGCACGUUGAAUUUUACUGUUGCAGAUAUGAACAAUGGCUAGAUGCAAUGUCCUUUCUGUAUGAACACUGCAGGGUUAUAAAGUUAUCAAAGCUUAAGGAUAUAUGCAUGACCUUAGGCCAUUGACUCAGCCAUUCCAAGAGCUCUCAAAAAGAUUUUCAUAUGACGAUUUAUAAAGAAAGUUUUGUACAUGUAUUGUAUUGUAUGUAAAACAUGUGACAACAGAGAGACCUACAAACCAUUACCCUCAUUAUUGUGUAAAAAAACUUUUAAAAACUACAACUACACCCUGAACAUUGAUUCAUUAUUUGUGUUACUUUAUUUAGAACAUGUUAUGCCAUUAUAUGUUUUUAUCCAUUAUUGAAGUUAAAAGUUUUUACUUCAUUUCACCACAAUCAGUUCAGUGGACACCAGAAUGUAUUUAAAGUUUAUCUCAAUCUUUCUUGCAUUUUUCUGUGUUUGCUGUGUUUUCUGGCAUGUUGUGGCAGAUCUGGUACCAGAGGGUCUCCAACCAACGUUUCCUCUCUGCUCAGUCCCUUCCCCUGGACAGUUUUACUUCUGAACCAGCUUCUUCUACUCACAGUUUUGUGAAGAUACCUUCCGUACACAGCUUAGGAGAAGAGAGCUUAAUAUACAGUCCUGCCUUUUGGAUGAAGGGUUUAAAUUUGAAUAAAAGGAUAUGAAUACUUCUAGAUUUAAUUUUUAGAUACUAGUAGUAUCCAUUUUUAUCAGAUAAACAGCUUCUUUUACAUGUCUAUCAAAUGUUGUUUCUUCAAAAGAUAAAAGUUUGAACAAACUAGCAAAAAAUUGAUUAAUCAAUAAUAGAACAAUAUUGAUAAUUAUUAUGCAAAUUUAUUCCUGACAUUGUGUUUAGUUCAUAGACUGUAUGGGAUUUUAUAUGUUUGUGUAGUUAUGGGGUCAAUUUUAUUCACCUCUAAAACAUGCUGGAAAGGUCAAGGUCACGGUGCGUGACGUUAUUUCUCUUUCCCAGGGCAAUGGACUGAGAUCUUCCACAGCUUGGAAUGUGUGUCCGCUAUGUACGAAAUCCUGCAUUCAAAUCCUGCAUUCAAAUCCAAACUUUCUAUAUCAUGAUUAUCUUUAUGAAUGGAUUUUAGCAAAGUCUUAAUCUUUUCACAUAUUUUGUCACCUGAAUACUAAAUACUAAAUAAAUCAGUGACACUGCAUUGAACUGCA
This is a messenger RNA of Branchiostoma floridae (Florida lancelet), 2622 nucleotides long. Its product is annotated as hyaluronidase-1-like. Gene Ontology annotation, biological process: hyaluronan catabolic process; carbohydrate metabolic process. Gene Ontology annotation, molecular function: hyalurononglucosaminidase activity. Bases 50 to 1420 code for a protein of 456 amino acids. NCBI's taxonomy places the organism in Eukaryota, Metazoa, Chordata, Leptocardii, Amphioxiformes, Branchiostomatidae. The record is from RefSeq and is a predicted model, not a curated record. The transcript has 5 exons.